AUGAAUAUCUUCAGGCUAUUAGCUGAUUUUUCCCAUCUCUCUUCAAUCUUUAUCCUUUUACAGAAGAUGAAGACUUCAAGUAGCUGUUCUGGGUUGUCAUUUAAAUCACAGGCACUAUAUUUGAUAGUGUUUAUCACUCGCUACCUUGAUCUGUUUUGGAGUUUUACGCAAUCGCUCUACAAUACCACCUUUAAGAUCCUGUUCAUAGCGUCUUCGGCAUACAUCAUCUACCUCAUGCUUAACGACUACAAACCAACCCAUGACCCCAAUCUCGAUACAUUCAAAGUUCAUUAUCUUCUCGGGUUCAGCGCUUUGUUUGCCCUGCUUUUCUCACAUGACUACAGGAUCUCUGAGAUACUCUGGACCUUUUCGAUCUGGCUUGAAUCUGUCGCCAUUCUGCCGCAGCUUUUCAUGUUGCAGCGAACUGGAGAAGCAGAUACCAUAACUACCCAUUAUCUCUUUGCUUUGGGCAUGUAUCGUGCCCUCUAUAUCCCUAAUUGGCUGUAUCGUUAUUUUGCAGAGGGCCGCCGCUUUGAACCCAAUCCAGUUGUGGCAGGUAUAGUCCAGACACUUCUGUAUUCGGACUUCUUCUAUAUCUACUAUACCAAAGUCAUGAAAGGAAAGAAAUUCUCGCUUCCUGUUUAG
Aspergillus chevalieri is the source of this 645-nucleotide messenger RNA. RefSeq names its product endoplasmic reticulum retention protein (gene ERD2). Gene Ontology annotation, biological process: endoplasmic reticulum to Golgi vesicle-mediated transport; protein retention in ER lumen. Gene Ontology annotation, molecular function: ER lumen protein retrieval receptor activity. The transcript is spliced from 6 exons. Gene Ontology annotation, cellular component: membrane; endoplasmic reticulum; cis-Golgi network. NCBI's taxonomy places the organism in Eukaryota, Fungi, Ascomycota, Eurotiomycetes, Eurotiales, Aspergillaceae. The record is from RefSeq and is a predicted model, not a curated record. The coding region runs from base 1 to 645 and encodes 214 amino acids.